This is a messenger RNA of Trifolium pratense (red clover), 1551 nucleotides long. Its product is annotated as xylulose 5-phosphate/phosphate translocator, chloroplastic. Gene Ontology annotation, molecular function: phosphoglycerate transmembrane transporter activity; antiporter activity; triose-phosphate transmembrane transporter activity. Lineage: Eukaryota; Viridiplantae; Streptophyta; Magnoliopsida; Fabales; Fabaceae. The coding region runs from base 110 to 1354 and encodes 414 amino acids. The transcript has a single exon. The record is from RefSeq and is a predicted model, not a curated record. Gene Ontology annotation, cellular component: Golgi apparatus; membrane. Gene Ontology annotation, biological process: transmembrane transport.
AUACUAGGUUUAGUUAAAGUGUUUCUCUCUAAGUCUAAAAACACACUUCAACAAAUUUUCAGUUUCCUUAACCCAAGUUGUUUCAAGAACAACCACAAAUUAAACAAAAAUGUUAUCUUUGAAUGUUUUUCCACCAACAUCAUCAUCGUACUCUGUCACUGUCACAAAACCAAAUCACCAUUUUUCCAUCAAUGCAUCUCACAAACUCAAACCAAAUCUUCUCAACAGCUUUCAAAGUUCCAAUCUUUCUCUCAAACCCAUAUCUCAGAUCCAUCAUUCACUCACAAAUUCACCUUCUUUCAGCAGAUUCCUCUCACACCCUUUUGAAUUUUCACCAAAACCCACAACCCAAUUUCUCAAAGCUGUUUCUGAUGAAGGAGAAUCUUCACCUCAAGAGGUUAAUCCUAAUCCUAAACCUAAAAAUAUCAAAAAACUUGUUUUGGUUUUUGGGUUUUGGUACUUUCAAAACAUUGUUUUCAACAUUUAUAAUAAAAAAGUUUUGAACAUUUUUCCAUUUCCAUGGCUUCUUGCUUCUUUUCAGCUUUUUGUUGGUUCAAUUUGGAUGCUUGUUCUUUGGUCUUUUAAGCUUCAACCUUGUCCAAAAAUCUCAAAACCUUUCAUUUUUGCACUUCUUGGACCUGCUUUGUUUCACACAAUUGGUCACAUUUCAGCUUGUGUUUCAUUCUCUAAGGUUGCUGUUUCAUUCACACAUGUUAUUAAAUCUGCUGAACCUGUUUUCUCUGUCAUAUUUUCUUCUGUUCUUGGUGAUAGAUAUCCAAUUCAAGUUUGGCUUUCAAUUUUACCAAUUGUUCUUGGUUGUUCUUUAGCUGCUGUUACUGAAGUUUCUUUCAAUGUUCAAGGAUUAUGGUGUGCACUUAUUAGCAAUUUUGGUUUUGUAUUAAGGAACAUUUAUUCGAAAAAAAGUUUGCAAAAUUUCAAAGAAGUUGAUGGAUUAAACUUAUAUGGUUGGAUUACUAUAUUGUCAUUGUUGUAUCUUUUUCCGGUAGCUAUUUUUGUCGAAGGAUCUCAAUGGAUUCCGGGGUAUUAUAAGGCAUUAGAAGCUAUUGGAAAGCCUUCGACUUUUUAUAUUUGGGUUUUGGUUUCGGGCGUGUUUUAUCAUCUUUAUAAUCAAUCAUCUUACCAAGCAUUGGAUGAAAUUAGUCCGUUAACUUUCUCCGUUGGAAAUACAAUGAAGAGAGUUGUGGUUAUCGUGUCUUCGGUUUUGGUGUUCAGAAAUCCAGUUCGACCUCUUAAUGGUCUUGGUUCUGCCAUUGCUAUUCUUGGGACUUUUCUUUAUUCACAAGCUACGGCUGCAAAGAAAGCGAAGAAAAUUGAAGGUGAAAAGAGUAGUUAGAGAAGUAGAAGGGGAGUAAAAAGAGGGGAAAAUUUAGAAAGUCAUUACUGUUUGAUUAUUUUAGAAGUACUUUUAGUCAUGUUAGAUUUUUAGUCAUUAAUUAAGAUCUUCUAUUAUUGUUUCUUUUGAACUUUUGCUGUGAUUUUUCUAUUGAUAUUUCAAAGCACUUAUUUAAAUUUGGUUAAUUUUCAUGCAAA